Messenger RNA from Chelonia mydas (Green sea turtle), 8404 nucleotides. It is a transcript of the gene MPP2, whose product is annotated as membrane palmitoylated protein 2. The record is from RefSeq and is a predicted model, not a curated record. Gene Ontology annotation, cellular component: cell-cell junction; plasma membrane. The coding region runs from base 299 to 2008 and encodes 569 amino acids. Gene Ontology annotation, molecular function: protein binding. Lineage: Eukaryota; Metazoa; Chordata; Testudines; Cheloniidae. The transcript has 13 exons.
AUCCCUGUGUGUGCCCGUUUAGAGAAGCGCUCGCCACCUGACGCCCCAGCUCUGCCCGAACUGCGCCAGCUGCCGAGAUGCCCGUGGCUGCUACCAACUCCGACCUGGCCAGUGGCUUCUGCCUCCUCCGCCCUUCCCCACGUGGCGAAAGCGUCGGGCUCGGCCCCAUCCAUCGCCUGGGCGGGCGAGCUGUCAGGGCAGUGGGAUCUGGAGACGGUCGCCGUGGCAGCCAGCUCGGGUACCCGCGUCUCUGAGCAGCAGUGCGGAAGCCUGUUUCUGAGCAUCCCUGACCGCAGCCAUGAGCAGCAGCCCCGCCAGUGGCGUCUCCUUGGAGGGGAUCUCGCUGGAUUCCUCCGAGGAGUCCGAGCUCCGCAGGGAAGCCAUGCAGCAGGUGCUGGACAACCUGAGCGACCUGCCCAACUCCACCGGGGCGGCCGACCUGGAUCUCAUCUUCCUCCGAGGCAUCAUGGAGAGUCCAAUAGUAAGAUCUUUGGCUAAGGCCCACGAGCGCCUGGAGGAGACCAAGCUGGAGGCCGUGAGGGACAAUAACGUGGAGCUGGUGCAGGAGAUCCUGCAGGACAUCGCCCACGUCGCUGGGAGCAACAGCACGGCCGCCGAGCUGGCACGCAUCCUGCAGGAGCCCCACUUCCAGUCUCUCCUGGAAACCCACGACUCGGUGGCCUCCAAGAGCUACGAGACGCCCCCGCCCAGCCCCCUCCUGGACCCCAUGUUCAACAACCAGCCGGUGCCGCCGGAUGCCGUGCGCAUGGUGGGGAUCCGCAAGACGGCCGCCGAGCACCUGGGCGUGACCUUCCGGGUGGAGCGGGGCGAGCUGGUGGUCGCCCGCAUCCUGCACGGCGGCAUGAUCGACCAGCAGGGCCUGCUGCACGUGGGCGACGUCAUCAAGGAGGUGAACGGCAAGGAGGUGGGCAACGACCCCAAGGUGCUGCAGGAGAUGCUGAAGAAUGCCACCGGCAGCGUGGUCCUCAAGAUCCUACCCAGUUACCAGGAGCCUCCCCCGCCCCGACAGGUGUUUGUGAAGUCCCACUUUGACUACGACCCGGCCAGCGAUAACCUGAUCCCCUGCAAGGAGGCAGGGUUAAAAUUCACUGCCGGGGACCUGCUGCAGAUCGUCAACCAGGACGACCCCAACUGGUGGCAGGCCUGCCACGUGGAGGGCGGCAGUGCCGGCCUCAUCCCGAGCCAGCUGCUGGAGGAGAAGCGGAAGGCGUUUGUGAAGCGCGACCUCGAAGUCCCCCCCACAUCUGGUGCCCUAUGCGGCAGCAUCAGUGGGAAGAAGAAGAAGAGGAUGAUGUACCUGACCACGAAAAAUGCGGAGUUUGACCGGCACGAGCUGCUGAUCUACGAGGAGGUGGCCCGCAUGCCCCCGUUCCGCAGGAAAACCCUGGUGUUGAUCGGGGCCCAGGGCGUCGGGCGACGCAGCCUCAAGAACAAGCUGAUCAUGUCGGACCAGGCCCGCUACGGGACCACCAUCCCGUACACUUCGCGGAAGCCCAAGGACCACGAGAGGAACGGCCAGGUCUACUGCUUCAUGUCGCGGGGGGAGAUGGAGGCGGACAUCAAGGCUGGCCGCUACCUGGAGCACGGGGAGUACGAGGGGAACCUCUACGGCACCAAGAUUGACUCCAUCCACGAGGUGGUGGAGUCCGGCAAGAUGUGCAUCCUGGAUGUGAACCCGCAGGCAGUGAAGGUGCUGAGAACGGCUGAAUUCGUCCCCUACGUGGUCUUCAUCGAAGCCCCGGACUACGAGACACUCCGAGCCAUGAACAAGGCAGCGCUGGAGAGCGGUGUGGCCACCAAGCAGCUCACGGAGGCGGAUCUGAAGCGGACGGUGGACGAGAGCUGCCGCAUCCAGCGUGGCUACGGCCACUACUUCGACCUCAGCCUGGUCAACGACAACCUGGAGUGGACAUUCCAGCAGCUGCAGGAGGCCCUGGAGAGGCUGCGCGCAGAGCCCCAGUGGGUCCCUGUCAGCUGGGUUUACUAGGACGCUGGGAGCGAAGGCCUCCCCACCCUGCCCCCACGCGGAGGGCACUGCCGACCCGCCUCCCCUCCGCCCUCCCUCCUGCACAAACCACGACGUCUCAAAGCCAAGGAACCCGGAUCCCCUGCCUGCGUCCCAGGCCUGUCUUCGGGGGAGCUGCGGCCCGAGACAGGUCUCGUCCCCCCAAGGGCAGGCGCUAGCUGGAGCUGCCAGUAGGGGGUGGCGAGGCAGGGAACUGGGUGCUCGUUGAACAUCCCCUUCCCCCUCCCCCUGAGUUUUAACCAACUUUGCCAGAGUUAGAGAGUUUCUUGCAGACAUUCCCGAGGGGCACCCCCAGUGGAGAACCCUUCUCUGCCCUGGACACGUGGCUGGGGGGCAGUGGCCCCCCAUUUCCUUCCAGGAAGGGCUAGGGUGGCCAUGGGGAGGGUUGAGAGAGCAGCCCAAGGCGGGGCAGUGCCCAGGACACUAAACACAGCCUCUUUAGUGCCCGGAGUGGGCACCGGGUCCCCCUUCAAGCCAGCCCCAGGGCUGUGCCCGGAGCCAGAUCCCAGCAGCCGGCAGAGGGAGGUGGGCAUGAGGAAGGCAGUGUGAAGCGUGCCGCAGGAGGUGCACAGAGCUGGGGAUGCCAGCUGGCACCUCCCUCCAUCCCUGCGCGUUCUCCCUUUCUCACCCAGCUGCCCGCUCCAUGCCCAGGCUGCAUCCCCCUUCCUGGUCCUGAGCUGCCCUCUCUGUGCAGAGGUGCCUGGCACCACCUCCAGCAGCUCCCCGGAGCAGCUUGGGGCAUCUCUCCUCACUGGCCUAGGCCAGGGGAAAUCUCAAUAGGGACCAACCGGCUCAGGAACAGGGAUGUUCCUGGCCAUCUUUCUUCAUCGUUCCCCACUGGGCCAGCGGGGUGGGGACGAGGGUGCAGCGGGGCGGGUUCGGAGCCCAUCACCUCCCUGGGCUAGAGCAUCAGAUUCUCCCUUAACCCGUGUCUGGGGUUCGGGGCAGGAGGCUGGUCCACCAGGGAAAUGAGCUUGGUGGGCUCAGUGGGCUUCUUGGAUCAACCGUAGAGACUAACUCACUAAUUCCCCACCGUGAAUCCACAGCUGCUCCUCAGCAAAGACUGAUGAGUUAUUUCAGGGCUGGCUGGCUGCGGGGGCAGAAUUUCCGAGGAAAUUACUGGCCAGUUUGGUGCUGCGGGAGAGAUCAGUCCCGUCCCAGGACAACAGGCGCACCUUAGCGAGCCCAGUCCAAAAAUCGGCAUGGUUCCGAUGCCCUACCUGAAAGAGACGAAGCCACCACGUGCCCUGCCUCACCUGCUCCCACAGAAAACCCGUGAUGGAUUCAUCCGGAGUGGGCCACCGCUCUGGACGACCCAGAGCAGAAGGAAUCUUCUGGGGAGAUCUGCACCAAGCAAAUGCACAGCUAUCUCACUGCCGAAAAUUCAGCUCAGUUUACAGACCCAGCCCCCGCCUUCCGGCUCCGAACCGGAUAGAUUAUUCCCUCCUCCCAAUUUGAACUUUUGCAAAUGUCCCAGCGAUGGUCGGAAAAGCUGCCCCGACUUCCCCCCCAGCUUAGAGUCUGUGAUUGUGGGGGUAUUGAAGGGGAAUUGCGGCACCUCUGGAAAUCAAUAACUUUAAGGUCCAAAUGGUUGAAGGAGGCACCCUUGAGGAGGGUCUUGUUACAUCCCUGGUGUAGGACACAGGACAUCUGGGCACAGGACAUCUGGUGUAGGACACAGGACGUCUUGAUUCCCUGCUCUGCUCCAGCCUCCUGGGCAAGUCACUUAAUUGCUCAGUGCCUCAGUUUCCCCACCUGUCCAAUAAGGUUAAAUUAAUAAUACCCGAUACUGAGAAUACAUCUGUUAUUGUAAGUGAGGCCCUCAGAUACUUUGGGGAUGUGGUGGAACCUAGAGAGUUAAGUAACAUAAAGCUCUGGACCAUAGACCUCAACUGUAAGUUUUAGGAUUUAUAAAGUGACAGCAAAAAAAAAUAAAAACCAUAAUGAUUGGAUAGGUAGAGCCAGCCAGGGGCAUCACUAGAUAUCAGGUAAGUAAUUGCCAUCGCCAGACCUCGGUUUGCCCACCCCAACUUUUCAUAGGUGUAUCGGCUCCACUUUUUGCCUCCUGCCCCAGCUUUGCAGGGAAGAAGUGAUCACACAUAAUGUUCUAUAUGCUAACGCAACUUUGCCCCGCUCCUGGAAUUUUUCUGAAACGGUGCCUCUGGAGACAGUCGGCAAAAUCCAGGUCCGGGGGGAUCCUCAAAACAUGGGGCCAGCCGGCUCUGCGGUUUAGGGUCAUACCUGUUGCUCAAAAACCAUUAGAACAAAGAUCAGGAGGGUUGUGUGUGGACAGUGGACAGCCCGCAAACAAGCUGCCUGCCUGGGUGCGAGAGCCGAGGCGGGAAGGACAGGUGCCUUCUGAUCUGAUCACCAGACAGGUUUGUUAGUAACCCGGCGGGGUGGGGGGGUAUUUAUUUAUUUUCUUGGUAAUAACUUUUGUCUUGCGUAUUUCUUUAGCCGAAUCCACACGCAGACUUAACUGACCCCAUCGAAUGUUAAAGUUAGCUGGUCCUGCCCUCCGUUUAUUUACCUGCCACAGGCGAUUUUAGCCCCGGGCCUCAGUUUCCCCUUGCGAGAAUGCCCUCCUUGGUCAAGCGCUUUGAGAUCGACUGGUGCAAAGCGCUAGAUAACAGCUGGCUAGUACAUCUCCGCAGUCCCUGGGAACCGCAUGACAUCGUUAUAAUUUCUGAAGCCGUUAGAGGCCUCAACUGAGAUCAGGGCCCUGUUGUGGUAGGUGCUGUACAUACACAGAGGGUCCCUGCCCUGAUGGGCUUCCAGUCUCAAUACACAAGUGGUAGGAGGGGAAACUGAGGCACAAAGGGGUGGGGAAGUGACUUGCUCAAGGUGACUCAGGGAGUGCCGGGAAUAGAAUCUCUGGAUACCUGGUCCAGUGGGCGAUGCUGUCUCCUCUUGGCUUCAGCGGCGGCUGGGUCUUCUGACUCCCAUCCACGGGGCCCCUGCCCACAAGUCCUUCCCUCUGCUCUGGAGUGCAGAUUUCCGUGUGUCAACAACUACCUCAGGCCUCAGCUGCAGCAGGGCAAAGGCAGAGCCCUGGCCUUGGCUCGGGCAGGUAACCGAAGAAGGAGCUGUUUGCAGUUGUUUCCAAACGGCUUUAUUUGCUGAGUUUUUUAUCUUAAGGCAAAACUCCGUCUCCUGUUUCUAACCGGCCUGGCUGCGGUGUGCCCCUGGGAACCCAGACCCCUGGCAUGCACAGGCCCCAUGGCAGCCGGUGGAUCUGGGACGCUUCCAGUUUUGGGUGCCUGACUUGGGAUGACUGGGGCCUGGUUUCCACAGGUGUGGAGUAGUCAUUGCUGUUGGUGUUGGUUCUGACCCCCCCCUCCUCCCACAAUGUGUCUGUGGCCCCCGUUAUUCUGGUGUCAGAGACCCCACAAACUUACUGUAUUUAUCGCAAGUCAGGCACCCCAAAUUUGGGGCCCCUUGUAAAAAUUUGGGCCUUAAGUUCUUGUUUCUCAAAUGGCCGGAGUUCCCCUUUAAAAGCAACUGUGGCUAGGGUCUCCCCUGCUGGUUGUCACGGUGUGGUGGGGGCAGAGGGAGCCAGGGAGAGACACCCAUUGGGAAGGGGUGAUACCCCCCCAAAUUCCAAUGCAGAUCCCCUUUGGGAGGGCGCUGUCCAAACUGUCCCUACCCCGGCUCAACAGACCGCCCUUCCUUACUAUUAAAAUGCCACCCCCCUGAGCUGCACCCCCCGUUUCUGUUCCCACCUUCACUGGGGGAGUGACCCCCAGGUCUCUUGCCAAGAACCCGUUCCACAGGGUGUAUUUCCGUUGUAAGAUAAUAGCUAUCACACAGAGGAGAGGAUUAAUGUCCCUUGUUUUAAAAAAUGCUAUUUAUGUAAAGAAGAGAAACUGGCCGUAUCCCUGUCUGUCGGGCAAAGCGGGGUAAUGCAGCGGAUUGAUCAAAGGUAAUGGCCCAGCGGCAGGAAGGUGUUGGCCUCCCAUUGCUCCGUGGGGCUGGCGGUAAAACGCCAGGCUCUGAAAUCAGAGCGUUUUGGGGGCGUUAUUUUUGGUUGGUUUUUAAUGUUGGAUUUACAGCCUGGCAGUUAGAUUACCCAAAGGACUCAGCACCCAGCGGGAACCUGGCCCGCUGGGCAAUUUGGUGGAUUUGGUGCUUGGUGAUCUGGGCCCAGAAAGUUCUGGUUUGUUUGGGGUAAAUCAGCGCGACUUUUUGCCCCGGGGUCUGUUUUGCAUCUGUAGGUGACUGUGAGGUUGUGUGAGAGAAUGGGGCUGUGUGGGGUGGGGUGUAAGUUUGUUUCCCUGUGUCUGUAUGCAAGUGUGUGUGUGUGUUUGUCCCUAUGAGUUUAUGUCUCUGUGUCUGUACACAUGGGGGUGUGUUUGUGUAUGUGCAUGUGUGCCUGUCAAACAAUUGCCAAUUCUUGCAAUUUUAUCACACGUUUCACACUGUUUGUUUAUUAGUCAAAUCCCCAGCUCCUGGAGUCAGGUGAUUCUAUGAGACUCUUAGCUUUUUUUAAAGUAAGUUUCUAUCCCUCCUGUUCGCGGGGAAACUCUUGCAAACACAACCCUGAAAGGCGCUGACACCUUUUGGCAACUAAAAAUGAUUAUUUUUAAAGUCUCAUGACUUUAACACCAAUCUCCUCUCUUUUCGGGGCUGGACUGAUGAUUUUUUAACAUUUGAGGUUGGCAACACUGAUGCCCUCUCCUCCCGCUCCGUGUGUGCGCAUGCGUGAGUACGUGUGCAUGCAAAUGGACGCUGAUGCGUGUGAAUGUAACUUCUGAUGACGACUCACUCCAUGUUAAUGUUACAUUUGCUUUGUGGGGCUUAGCCAGGGAUGGUGACUUGACAGUUUUUCCCCGAACCCCUUUUCUGUCCCAAGCUCUGUUUCCUAUUGAAGGGUGGGAUUAACUGGAUCUAAAGACGAUGUACAUAUUGCCUUCUGGAUGUGUCACUAACAUACACUAUAGCGAAUGAUCCUGCACUGCCCCCAUCCACAAGAGAAAUGGACGUGUUUGAUCUCUGAUUUCCACCGGUCUCUCCUAGUCCACUCCCGGCUCUGAGCUUCUCCAUUAGUCUUCUUGAAACACACGUGUUUUUAAUGGUUCCAUGUAAAUACUGAGCAACAGCGAGCUGGAAAAUGCUUUUUCCCCCCUUCUCUUUGUUUUUGGUGAAUGGUGAUAGUUCCCCUUCCCCUCCCUGGAAUUGUCUAUUUCUUAGACUUGUGUUUAUUAGAGAGCUCAGCGGUGUGAUGUCCGUGUCGGGUCGGUGUUGCGUGUUAGAAGCUGGAUAAUUUGGAUUGUUUGUGCCCUGUUUACACCACGCUGCCCUCUAUUCGUUGGAGCUGCCAUGUUUUAUGGUGGAAUCUCUCCCUUUUUUUGUUUCUGAACCUGGGGGGGUCCUGCUAGCCCCCCCUGCCGCCUGGUCACCUCUGUGUGUAUGUACGCGCCUGGUGAUCCUGACCGAAGGGGCGUGUGACGAUUCUGGACCAGUGCUUGGUCAGGCUGUGAUGCAGGGGCAAGACACCCCCCCCACUUUGCCAGGCAGCCUCCUUUUGCAGCAGGACCCACAAACCCUCCCACCAAGCAGGUCGAGGGCCUGAUCCUGGUAGCUGCUGAGCUGCAGGUGGGUGGCAAUUGCCCCUCCAUAGGCUCGAGGGGGGUUGAGGAUGCUUGGGACCUGGCGAGAGGGGCUUAGCCUCUGGCAGCAUUGGUCUGAAAUGCCCCUUCUGGUGGGGGUGCCAUGCCAAGAUGGCUCUGGCUGAUGGCUGGUUUGGUAUGGGAGAGGGGUGACCAGUCAAUGAGGCAGAUGACAUCAGGCCUGAUUGCUGCCCCAAAAGGACCAUUUUCAGGGCUAUGGGGUGAGGUCAGGAGGGGAAGUCACAUAGGUGCCCCCCUCCCCUCAGCCCCUCAGUGCUUCCAGCCCAGGCAGGCUGAGGGCCCUGGCCUGGGUGUAGAUGACCUUGUGAGACCGUUUCUCUCCGGGGUGGGCAUGGCCCCAUGGAGCUUUCUGCCAGGAUGCGCCUAGUGGAGAGGCCGGGCGCCACUCGUUCCCUGUAGCCGGGGGCUGUGAUGGGCUUCGCCAGCAGUGGCGUUUUACACCAGGGGAGGAGCUGGCCCCUAAUUUAAAACGUUAAGUCCCCCCCCGGCCUCCCCUGUCUGUCGGUCCCUUCUCGUCCGAUUGAACGAAUGACAGUGACUUUUUUGUACUGACUCUUUUCUAUUCCUAGUUACUUUCUGAGCUGGGUUGCUAGACGCUCGGAGCCCUGAUGCUGUACAUUUCUUUUAUUUCUCGGUUGUGCGAGCUGAUCCCAUGUACCUGCCGGUGAAUGACUCCUUUUGUUACUUUUCAGUUACUUUUAUUAAAUUUAAAGCAAAAAAAAAAAAA